Messenger RNA from Chondrus crispus (carragheen), 177 nucleotides. RefSeq lists its product as hypothetical. NCBI's taxonomy places the organism in Eukaryota, Rhodophyta, Florideophyceae, Gigartinales, Gigartinaceae. Bases 1 to 177 code for a protein of 58 amino acids. The transcript has a single exon. The record is from RefSeq and is a predicted model, not a curated record.
AUGACUGUUCUCAUAUCGUGUGCUAGGCCGCCUUCCUUGCUCGUGCCAUUUCUGUUUCCCAAAAAUACCUCGUCGUGGCUGAAGGUGCCCUCGAGAGCGUACUCCCCGUUGCUCCAAGACACACGAAGAAUUUCAGCUUUCCUCGCAUUCUGCGCAAACGUCUCAAAAAGGAGGUAA